CCAGGAGUAGGAGGGCAUUCUCUGGUGUUCAGCACUCCUGGAAAGCUCCUCUUUUUCUACUCACCACCUUCACCUAGAAGAUGGUGCUAAGGCCCACAACUGAAGCCUUUCUGAGCAUGGAUAUGACUGUCACAGCCUGGGAGACCGAGCUCACCCCAACCAAUGGAAGUGAUCAACAUUAUACAGAGUUCAUAAUCCUGCAAUUACUGACAGUCAUCGUGGCCCUGGUGGGGCUGGCAGGGAACGCGAUGGUGCUCUGGCUCCUGGGCUUCCGCAUGCGCAGGAACGCCUUCUCUGUCUACAUCUUCAACCUGGCGGGGGCCGACUUUGUCUUUCUCUGCUACCAAUUCAUAAUUACCCUAGCUUCAUUUUUCGACUUAGAUUUUGUCCUUAGAGUAAUGGAAAACUUUCUCUCGCCUGUGUCAAUCUUAGCCUACAUCUCAGGCCUGAGUUUUCUCAGCGCCAUUAGCACAGAGCGCUGCAUGUCUGUCCUGUGGCCCAUCUGGUACCGCUGCCGCCGCCCCAGAAAACUAUCUAGCAUCAUGUGUGCCCUGCUCUGGGCCCUGUCCCUGCUGCUGAGCAUGCUGGAAGGGAACUACUGUGGCUUCCUGAGUGAAAAUGAGCAUGAAGUUUGGUGUCCAGUGUUUGAUUUCAUCACUGUGGCGUGGCUGAUUUUGUUAUUUGUGCUUCUCUCUGGGUCCAGCCUGGCCCUGAUGACCAGACUGCUGUGUGGCUCCAACCGGGUGCCACCCACCCGGCUCUAUGUGACCAUCUUGCUCACAGUGCUGGUCUUUCUCCUCUGCGGCCUGCCCUUGGGCAUCAUCUGGUUCCUCUUAUUCUGGCUUCAAAAACAUCUUAAUUCCUACGAUUAUCUUUACGAGUUUGUAGUACCCAUGUCCUGUGUCAACAGCUGUGCCAACCCCAUCAUUUACUUCUUCGUUGGCUCCUUCAGGCAGCAAUGGUGGAAGCGGCGACAUACCCUGAGGCUGCUUCUCCAGAGGGCUCUGGAUGACAUUCCUGAGGUGGAUGAACCUGGAGAAAGCCUUCCUGGGGAAACCCUGUAAAUGCUUCCAGGGAUGAAACCCGUUGUCCUGAUCAGUCUGAAAUAACUUUGAGACUCACUGCUGCCCUGCCAGGCUGUGAAAGUCUUCUCUCAGCCUCAGCCCCAAAAUGCUUCAGUGAUCCCCCAAUCUCUUCAAAUAGGUUGUUUUUUUAUCUGGCUGUUCCAGUUUUUCUCAGAGAAAGCAUUAGUCCAAACAUUAUACCUCUCCAUCGUCCUUGACAUUACCA
Messenger RNA from Eptesicus fuscus (big brown bat), 1290 nucleotides. Its product is annotated as mas-related G-protein coupled receptor member X2-like. Lineage: Eukaryota; Metazoa; Chordata; Mammalia; Chiroptera; Vespertilionidae. The record is from RefSeq and is a predicted model, not a curated record. Gene Ontology annotation, molecular function: G protein-coupled receptor activity. Bases 81 to 1064 code for a protein of 327 amino acids. Gene Ontology annotation, cellular component: membrane. Gene Ontology annotation, biological process: G protein-coupled receptor signaling pathway. The transcript has 2 exons.